Molecule: messenger RNA, 4299 nt
Organism: Planococcus citri (citrus mealybug)
Lineage: Eukaryota; Metazoa; Arthropoda; Insecta; Hemiptera; Pseudococcidae
Product: irregular chiasm C-roughest protein-like
Exons: 17
Coding region: 975-3281 (768 amino acids)
Biological process (GO): cell-cell adhesion
Cellular component (GO): cell-cell junction; plasma membrane
Molecular function (GO): cell adhesion molecule binding
Source: RefSeq, a predicted model, not a curated record
CUUCGUACGUAAGGUGCGUAUCGACUUGUAAUCUGCGGUGUUGUUUUUAAAAUUACGUAAAGAUAUUUACGCGAAUUUUGUAAUAAUAUUUCCGUUCGGUCGUUUAUUUUUAUCGAAAAAUUUUCAUUUUUUUUCGUACGAAUUACGUGAUUUUUUUCGCGUACAAUUUUUCGCUUCUAUUUCCCUUAUUUUCGAAGUGUUUAUUUACCCCAGUGCUACUUAUUUUUGUUGUGUUUACGUUGCGAGAUUUUUUUCGAAAAUAUUUCGUCAGUUUUAAAUUUUUUUUUGACGUGUGAAUUGUGCUGUUCGUAAUUUUUUUUCUCGUAAUAUUUUAAUUCCGAGGAUGUUAUACUUUGUGAUAGUGCUUAUACUUUUUUUGGAAUAUUAUUGUGAACGUGCUUAAGUUACGAGAAAACAUACGUCGUCGAGGAUAUCAAAGGAUAAUAGUUAGGUGACAUCGUAAUGUGAUACUGGUUGCUGCACAGGACGAAAUUGGCGAACACGAUCUCACGGUAUACCUACAUCCUACAUCAUACAUAUACGUAUAGAUUAUUGGAUAACGAUGUCGGUAGUACCAUGAAGCAUCACUUCUAAUCACCCUUAUCCAAAGUUGAACCGGAGCUGCGGUGGUAGCGGCGUUAUCGAAUAUCAACCGACAAAUAUUUGAACGGGUACCGAAUUAUUUGACGCGUAAUGCUGACCGUUUGAAGUUGAUCUUGAUGGCGAUUUCAACGUAUUGGAGAAUACCACAUCUGGUGUAUGGAUCACCUACUUCUUGAAAUAGGUAGGUAAGUGAUGCAGUGGUAGUAAUCGAAUGUUUAUAGGUAUAUUUGUUUUCGGAGGAAGAAAUGAAUCGACGAAUGUGCAGCAGGAUACCCCGACCACAGGUGUCGUGAAGGGAGCGGUGGAGUUACAAGAGAAUUCGACGAAGUGAAGACUUCAUUACUUAGCCUCGUAUAAUCAGGCGUUUGGUAAUGUUUAAAAUCGUACUUUUUGAGCUGUGCGUUUGUGUGAGCUUGGCGAUAUCUCGCGAAGGCAUCAUGUCCGAGCAACGAUUCGCCAUCGAGCCCCAAGACCAGACGGCCAUCGUUGGAAAUCGUGUAACGUUACCCUGUCGCGUUAUCAAUAGGCUGGGCACGUUGCAAUGGACCAAAGAUGACUUUGCCUUGGGUACCCAUCGCAGCUUGAUGGAGUUCUUUCGGUAUACGAUGAUUGGCAGCGAUGAAGAAGGUGACUUCAGUCUGGCCAUCGAACCGGUAACAUUAGACGACGACGCAAGAUACCAAUGCCAAGUCUCACCAGGGCCAAACGGAGAGCCUGGAAUACGAUCACGAUUCGCCCGACUGACGAUCCUCGUCCCUCCGGAAAAACCUCGCAUCAUACAAGGCAGUUCCUUAGAGACGACCGAGGAUAGCGAAAUAAAACUCGAAUGCGUUUCACAUGGUGGAAAACCAGCAGCUGAGAUCACUUGGAUAGACGGUUUGGGUAACGUGGUUACGAAAAAAUCGCCUUCAGUCGAUAUCCAUUAUUACGUCGAACAGAUACCAGAAAGCAGACUAUUCGUGGCAAAGUCAAUUUUAACUCUAAGGCCAAAGAAAGAGCACCACAACACAACUUUCGUCUGCCAAGCUCAAAAUGCUGCCGAUCGAACAUACCAAAGCACGAAAAUCCUUCUUCUGGUGAAAUAUGCUCCUAAGGAUGAUGAGAACAAUUCGAAUGAUUUUUUCAUAAAGGUUACCGUAAACAUCGUGCCUGAUAAUCACAUGCUGAUCGAAGGAACCGAUGCUAAAUUGAUCUGCGAAGCAGACGCUAAUCCUCCGGACGUAACGUAUCGCUGGUACAUGAACCAACGUCCGGUAUUCCCGGAAAAUCCGGUCGAAUUUGUGUUAACCAAUAUCAGCAGAAAACAUCACGACAUGAUAGUUAAAUGCGAAGCUAGAAAUCUAGUCGGUAAAAGCGAAGAUUCGCAAACAUUAGAUGUGACAUAUGGACCUCGAUUCCGACAAAAACCGCGAUCUGUGCAAGCUGACCCGGGCACUGCUGUGAAUUUGGUUUGCGACGUUGAUGGAAAUCCACCACCGGAUAUUACGUGGAUACAUGCGAGAGACAAGGUGGUAGGUAAAUCAUCCAAUUUAACCAUCGUUGCUAGUAGAGAGACCACUGGAAGGUAUUACUGUCGAGCUCAUGUACCCGGAUUUCCCGAUAUUGGAGCGGAAGCUUAUGUGAAAAUGAAUUCUAAACCAUUGAUCAAAAAAGAUGGUAUACAGUACAGUAUGCUCGGAGAUACUGUGAGGUUAGAAUGUUCUGCCUAUUCUGUGCCGAUGCCUGAAAGGACCACUUGGUCUUUUAAUGGGCAAGAAAUUGGACCAAAUCAUCAAGAUUAUGCUGUGUUGGAAGAUCCGUUACCAGAAGGUGUCAAAAGCACCUUGAUUAUAAAAGAAGCUCGACUAGAACAUUAUGGCACGUACAAUUGUUCCGUUACCAAUCAGUAUGGUACAGAUGUGGCUGAUAUUACCUUAAAAUUACAAAAGAGUUUUCCAUUGACUGCAGUAUUAACAGCAGCUUUAGGAGGAGGAGUUCUACUCAUAACCUUGAUUAUGAUCAUUAUUACGUGUCAAAGAAAAGAUAAGAAGAAGACUAUUCCAGAAAUGGAAGCAAAUAAUAUAGAAAAACAAUGCAAAGAAUCAGACAAAUCAUCAAACAUAUCCGAGCUGAAAUUAGAAAUGCGAACAGGUUCAUCAGCCAGUAACAUAAAUUGCGAAUCAGACUACGGAGGUGGUCGCGAUUCGGAUAGCAUUAUUACCAGGGUAGCAGUCCCUCUAGCCGGUCCUGUACCCAUUGAUCAACGAUACUCGGUGAAUCGAUAUUCGUCCGGCGACUUCACCGAUCCUGUCUUCCAAAAUAAAGACGGACAAAAUAAUAACGGAUUUGUGCCAUAUCUCGAGUAUUCCAGAGACUACACGUCGCCUCUUUCGACGACCAUUUCGAACGGCGUGUCGCCCACAGUCACGACGUCCAGUUUAUCGACGACGUCGUUAGAUUUAAGAUACUCGGCUACGUACGGUAAUCCGUACCUGCGAGUUAAUCACAAUAAUCCGUUACCAUCGCCUCCUCCAAAUCCAGGCCAACCACCGCCACCUCCGCCUUACACUAAUAUUAAAAAUGGUUCAGUUCCUCAGUUAGCAUUAAAAAUGCCAAAUUCAAAUUCUUCGCAAUAUAUACUAGCCAAUAAAACGCAACAAAUAACAACAAAAAAUACCACUCAAGCGACGCAUGUAUAACGUAAAGCUCAAAUUAAAUUUAAGUUUGUUUUUUUCUCUCUUUUUUCUGUUGUUACUUAGCUCUCUUUAUGUGUUUUCCCCUUUUUCGUCGUUUUUUUUUGAAUUCGAAUUUUAGUAGUUUUCUCGAUAUUUUUUAUAUGUGAUACUCAUUUUUUUUUACUUAUAUUGUAUUAAUUUUAAAAUCGUAUUUUUUUUUUUUACUUUGUUACUAUGUGUGUGUGUUUUUUUUUAUUAUUAUUAUCAUUAUUUCCUAUUGUGAAAUGUUAACAUUUCCUCGAUGGGAACGAAAUUGUGUUAAAUAAACGAAACCCUGCGAAUUUUUAAUAAAUUAUGCGCAUGAAUGUAAGUACCUAAUUUUUUUAUAUUUUUCUUUCGAGUCGUCUACGAUGAUUUUGUGUUGUGACGUUUACCUAGCGUAUCUUCUUGUUACCGUUUAAAUAAUGUUUAUGUUUAAUCAAAAUAAUCAUUAGGUAAAAAAAAUGGAACAGAAAUUCAAGUAUUUCUGAAAUACUUAUCAAAUUGAAAUUGAAAUUUUUUUAUAAAAUAGAAAAGAAAUCAAUUCGAAUUUCGAAUAAUCCAAAAAUAAAGAGCUCCUGCAAAUUUCAAAAUUAAGUAGAAAAUUUCGUAGUAUGGAGGUCUUGCAAACUCCAAGAUUGGUCUGAAACUUUGCUUGUUCAUUUUUUUUUUCAAAACAAAUUUCACUUCGAUUUGAUUUUCUUUUCGUAUUUGUUCUUCUUGAUUUUUUUUUGUUCCUUUGUAUAGAAAGUAUACUACUUUGUGAUUUAAGUUCUUCAAACCUAAGUUCUACUUAAUUGAAUGCAAUAAAUCAUGAUGUACUUAUAAGAAUUAAUUGUUCAACUUUCAAUGUAUAACUGUAUGAUAUGUAUCUAUGUAAUUGUAUUUCUAUUGUGAAUUUUUUUUAAUGAAUUUUAUUGUUGUGCAUUUGUUUUUAUUUUUUUCUUUGUGAAUAUGGAUGUAUAUUUUGAGUUAUUAAACGAUAUUAAUGUUUUUUGAAUAA